AUGUCAACUCGUAGUCGACAGUCAACUGGAUCUGUUACUUCUAAAGCAGAUCAUCCAUCUUUAGCUCUUGCUGAAAGUUACGAUGAAGAAAUUGCACCUUUACUCACAACAAUUGACCAAAUUCGAAAUCGAGUGUCUGAUAUUGAUGCAACAAUUGAUCUACCAGCGAUUGUUGUUAUUGGUGAACAAAGUUCAGGAAAAAGUAGUGUUUUAGAAGCUUUAUCAGGCAUACCUUUACCUCGUGGUGGACAACAUAUGACAACAAAAUGUCCUCUUGAACUUCGUAUGCGUCGUUCACCAACUUGGCAUGCAACUCUUUCAUGUUCAGGUCGUCUUAUACGAGAUAAUAUUCCAACUGCAAAUGAAAUUAGUCAAUAUAUUAAUCAGGAACAAAAUCGCUUAACAUUUAAUCGUGAUCAAAUAUCAAAACAAGUUCUUUCGCUCGAUAUUCAAGCACCCUAUUUACCAAAUUUAACUUUAAUUGAUCUUCCAGGAAUAAUUCAAGUAACAUCAAAACAACAAGAUAGUGAAUCAGUUAAUAUGAUUGAAGAAUUAAUACAAGAAUAUCUUGAUAAACCAUCAACAAUAAUUCUUGCUAUUAUUCAAGCUUGUAAUGAUAUUGAAACAUCAGCAGCAAUUAAAUAUGCUAAAAUGUUCGAUCCAGAUGGUGAACGAACAAUUGGUGUAUUAACAAAACUUGAUCUUGUUGAUCGCGGAGUUGAACAAAAAUUAUUAGAUGUUUUUGAUAAUAAACGUAUACCAUUAAAACAUGGUUAUCUCAUGGUUAAAUGUCGUACACAAGAAGAUAUUGAUAAUAAUAUUGAAUUAAGUGAAGCACUUCGUAAAGAAGAACAAUUUUUUUCUAAAUCGCAAAAAUUUCAUUCAGUACCAGCUGAAAGACGCGGUUGUCCAUCAUUAGCUCGUUUUCUCACUCGCGAACUUGUUCGAAGUAUAAAACAAGCUUUACCACGUCUUAUUACUGAUUUACGUACAAAAAUUAAUAACGUCGAACAACAAUUUCGUCAAUUAGGUAUUGAAGAUUAUACUCAAUUAUUAUUUACAAAUGAAGCACGUUCAAGACAUUUAACAAAUAAACUAUUUACUGCUAUGCAAUCAUUUCGUACAGAAAUUCAUGGUGUUGAAGAAGGUGCACAAGUGAAUAAUCCAUUAUAUUCAAAACGAAAUGAAUUAAAUCAACAAUUCUAUGAUGAAAUGCAUAAUUGUAAACUUGAUAAUAAUAAACUUAUUCAAUCAAUUAAAUCCGCUAUGAUUGCUACACAAGGACCAGAACCAGCUGAUUAUAUUUUAUUUCGUGUAACAAAAACGGUAUGUCUUAAUUAUAUAAAAGUUAUUCGUACACCAAUGGAACAAUAUUUAUCUCAUAUGUUGGAACGUACGAAUAAUGUCAUAUCAAAUGUGAUAAAUAAAGUUUUUCAAGCACGUCCAAAUCUAUUGAAUCAGAUUCGUUUAAUGCAUGAAAAUAUUGAGAAACAAUUAAAAGAUGAAUGUUAUCGUGAAUUAGAAUUAAUACUUGAAAUGGAAGCAUCAUUUGUAUAUGCUGAUCAUCCAUUAUAUAAAGACACGUUAAAACGAAUUAAAAAAAUUCAUAAACAAACUUCUAAUGAUGCAUCGACAGUAAUAACAACGGUGCAAUCAGCUCGAUUACCUUAUACAACAACAACAAAUGCUGCAACAAAUUCAAUGACAACAUCUGUAAAACGAAAAAGUGGUGCAAUAAGUGAAGAUAAUGAUGAUGAUUUAGAGGAUGAAUAUAAAUCACCGAUUAAAAUAUCUCGGCCAAAUAAUCCUUCUUCAACAAAUCGUUUAUCAUCAUUAUGGAGUAAUUAUUGGUCUACUUCUCAACAGAAUACUAUUCCCGAAUCUCUCACUACUAAAACUAACGAUAAUCGUUUAGCAUCAGAUUAUGUUUCAUCAACAAGAUCUCCAACAACUAAUGUUAUAAAUGAGAAUUUAAAUGAUGAAGAAAUUGUUGAAUAUAAAAUUCGUAUAUUAACAAUGCAAGAUAUAAUAUGUCAACGAAUUGUUUUAACAUUUCCUCAACGUAUUGAAUAUCAACUUGUACGAAAACAAUUUUCUCAACUUGAUUUACAAUCAUCCAUAUUGAGUAGUACGAGUUUAGAGAAACUUGAUCAUUUAAUGGCGCAUGAUCCUGAUAUAGAACGUCGACAAAAUGAUUUGAUUAAUAAACGAAAAGUAUAUGAUGAAACAAUUAAAGAUUUACAAAAUCUUGAUCAACAUUAA
Messenger RNA from Adineta steineri, 2262 nucleotides. The record is from the annotation of a GenBank genome assembly. NCBI's taxonomy places the organism in Eukaryota, Metazoa, Rotifera, Eurotatoria, Adinetida, Adinetidae.